UGCUAAAUUCCUAUAGUCUAGUAAAUACUUACAAUUACACAGCAGGACACCAGGUUGUUAGCAUAAAGGGUGCAGGGCUAGAUCCAUCGGUCAUCACGUGCGAAUCGCGCCCGUCGGUCUAGCGAAAUAGAAUCUUUUGGGCACCUCAAUGGCCCCGAACGCGGGAUCUUUUGUUUUGAGUGAGCUAACUCCUAUCCUAUCCUAUCCACAACGAAUUGAGUACAACAACUCGCUACGAAAAUUGGAAUCUUCAAACAUAACGAACUCGCAAUAAAGAAGCAAAAAAAUGGAAGUAUCCGGCACAUCUUCAUCAAGGAGCCUCUGCGUAAUCACUGGCGCCUCCAGAGGGAUUGGGAAAGCGAUAGUGCAAGCUUUGUUGCAAUCGGGAACCAACUACACUGUCAUUGGAAGUGCGAGAUCCGCGAGCUUGAUGUCACCCUCAUCUGGUCGUGGAGAAGAUCAAGAUUUUAUUUAAGGGUAGGGACUUAGAAAAGGUGCUUUUGAUGUUGUUACCGUUUGUUAUCAUGGCUCUCGUCCUAAGGGGGACAACCAUAACAAGCGGGCUAAACAUUUAAUAGAACAACAAAAACCUACCUGCUCUAAUUUAUCCCAGUUCAAGGGGAUUUAACCCAAGCGUCAACGAUAGCGAAGAUUCGAGAAGCAGUGGGCACCAGGACGAUAGACUUGUUGGUUCAUAAUGCUGGAAAUAUUGAACCGAUAAGGCCUUGCUUAAUGCCUGAAUCUGAAGGAGACGGACAAAGGGAAAGAACCGGAACAGACACGACAGGCACAGGAUCAUCAAUUUCCACAAGUUUCCGAUCUCUCUUCGACAUCAAUUUCUUUUCCGCUGUAGAACUAAUGGAAGCCUUAGGACCCUGUAUGAGCCCAACAGCCCUCGUGAUGUUUAUGAGUUCAGCUGCAGCGGGUCCCUUUGUGACACAAGGAUGGGCCGGAUAUUGCGCCAGCAAAGCUGCCCUCCUGCAGUAUGCCCGUAUCCUGGCAUUGGAGAACAGUUUUAAGGUCAUUUCUUUUGGUCCUGGUAUCGUGGAUACAGACAUGCAGAAGCGCAUUCGGGAAACGCAUAGGAGGGAUCAAGAAGGACUAGAAGCAGUGCCGGGUGGUCGGGAAGGACUACCUGUAGUCACGAAUCGAAAUGAUGAAAGGCAAGCGUCCACAUCCACUUCGACGAAAACGAGUACAAAACAAGAUCCUGGCUUUCUUUCUUUUCUCAAUUCUCUACAUGCAAGUGGCGAUAUGAGGACAGUGGAGAUGGUUUCGAAGUCAGUGUUGGCAUUAUUUCAGAGGAGAAACGAUGCAGAACUGAGGAAAUUUUUUACUGGUGAAUUUGCGGACUAUCAAGAUGUGGAGCCGGUGUUGUUUCCAGGAACAACAUCAAGCUAAAAACUGAGAUUUUCAGCUUAUUUUUUUCAAAUUUUAUAACCUGCUUUCUAGUUUAUUGGAAGACCCGUAGUUGUACUUGUUCUUCUAAGUGUAGUUGAGAUAUUAAGAAAGACCCUUGCUGGAUGAAGAUCAGAAGGAGCUGUUACCCAAAUCCAAAGCCAAAACUGUUAUGCCUCACAUGAAGGAAGAUGAAGAUCCAAAUCCAAAAGAUCACCUUCAGGAUAGAAGUGCUGUCGUAGAAUCAGAGACAGAGAUCACCCACUUCUGCUAGUGGGUCUAGCAUUCAACACACAAAAAGGGAAAAUUCCUCGAUGUGUUAGAGUUGUAGCGCC
Molecule: messenger RNA, 1733 nt
Organism: Amoebophrya sp. A25
Lineage: Eukaryota; Dinophyceae; Syndiniales; Amoebophryaceae
Source: the annotation of a GenBank genome assembly